Molecule: messenger RNA, 2282 nt
Organism: Daphnia magna
Lineage: Eukaryota; Metazoa; Arthropoda; Branchiopoda; Diplostraca; Daphniidae
Gene: ras
Product: inosine-5'-monophosphate dehydrogenase 1b
Exons: 11
Coding region: 201-1754 (517 amino acids)
Biological process (GO): GTP biosynthetic process
Cellular component (GO): cytoplasm
Molecular function (GO): IMP dehydrogenase activity
Source: RefSeq, a predicted model, not a curated record
GGACACGUUCUCACUGAUAGUUCACGGACGCACGUGAAAAGACCAUCGAAAUCUAAUUAACAGCGUGGUGUCUGUGUCUCUAAAAGAGAUCGCCGUUUGAGUAUUAUCGUUAAUCCAUUUUCCGACAGCUGUGCUUCUCUUGAAGCCUACCAUUUUUGUUUUGGUUUUUUUAAGUACCUGUUAUCCACUCUAAAUUAAUUAUGGCUGACUUUUUGAUCACUGGUGGAACGACUUACGUUCCAGAGGACGGACUCGUUGGUUCGUCUUUGUUCAACGUUGGAGAUGGACUUACAUACAAUGACUUCAUCAUUCUUCCUGGAUUCAUUGAUUUUGCAGCUGAAGAAGUGGACUUGACUUCUGCCCUGACAAAGAAGAUCACUCUGAAGGCUCCUCUCGUUGCCUCCCCUAUGGACACUGUCACUGAAUCUGAAAUGGCCAUUUCUGUUGCAUUGUGUGGAGGCAUAGGAAUUAUUCACCACAACUGUAGCCCGGAUUAUCAGGCCACUGAGGUUUCCAAGGUGAAAAAGUACAGACAUGGAUUCAUCAGAGAUCCUGUUGUAUUGACAACUCAGCACACUGUUGGAGAUGUCUUGGAAAUCAAGAGAAAAAAAGGCUUUUGUGGCAUCCCUAUCACAGAAAAUGGGCGCAUGGGAGGCAAACUAGUUGGCAUAGUCACUUCAAGAGACAUUGAUUUCUUGGAAAAAUCAACAGAUAUUCCACUUGAACAUGUAAUGACCAAAGCAGAUGAUUUGGUAACCGCCCCGUCCGGUGUCACUUUGCAAGAGGCUAACGCUAUAUUGGAAAAAUCCAAGAAAGGCAAACUACCCAUUGUCAACGAAUGCGGUGAGCUAGUGAGUCUCAUUGCUCGAACUGACUUGAAAAAGUCGCGAGAGUACCCGUUUGCAUCAAUGGAUCCAGGAAGACAACUACUCGUUGGUGCUGCAAUUGGCACUCGUGAAGCUGACAAACAAAGACUGCAGCUCUUAGUCCAAGCGGGUGUUGACGUCGUUGUCCUGGACUCAUCUCAAGGCAAUUCGGUUUUCCAAAUCGACAUGAUUCAAUAUAUUAAGCAACACUAUCCCGAUCUUCAAGUAGUUGGUGGCAAUGUUGUAACAGCUGCUCAGGCCAAGAAUUUGAUCGAUGCUGGUGUGGAUGGUUUACGAGUUGGUAUGGGCAGCGGAUCGAUUUGCAUCACGCAGGAAGUGAUGGCUGUCGGACGCUCGCAAGGCACUGCCGUGUACAAAGUAGCUGAAUAUGCUCGCCGCUUCGGAGUUCCAGUCAUCGCUGACGGAGGCAUUCAAUCUGUUGGUCACAUAAUCAAGGCACUUUCGUUGGGCGCCUCUACGGUAAUGAUGGGGUCAAUGUUGGCCGGAACGACUGAAUCUCCUGGCGAAUACUUUUUCUCUGAUGGUGUUAGACUGAAAAAGUACCGAGGAAUGGGUAGCCUUGAAGCUAUGGAGAAGAAGGACGCCAAAGGUGCGGCAUCCAGCCGUUACUUCCAUCGUGAAUCUGACAAAAUCAAAGUGGCGCAAGGUGUCAGCGGUGCCAUUCAAGAUCGUGGAUCUGCUUUGCGAUUUCUACCUUAUCUUCAGACAGGCAUUCGUCAUGGUUGUCAGGAUAUUGGUGCUCGAUCUCUAUCUCAUUUAAGGGCCAUGAUGUACUCAGGAGAACUGAAGUUCGAACGCCGUACUCCUUCGGCUCAAAUGGAAGGAGGUGUUCACGGCCUCUAUUCGUACGAGAAACGCCUAUUUUAAACAAGAAGAUACGGAAUCCAGUCAACAGCUUUAAUCCACAAUGCUCAGCUGAUAUUAACUAAUUCUGGAGCCACAAUUUAAACUUGAAUUGGAGCUCGGCCAAAUUGAAGAUGGGAAAUAUUCUAUUCCAAAGCCAUGGGUUUCACUUCCAAUCUCAAUUAACGAAAAUCCAAUUCAAAUUUGACCCAUAGCUCUUUCGACUGACCAUUUCGGUGCACUUGUGUAGGUACACCUGUUCACCUCUUGUCCGACUUGUUAUCGGCACAUUCCCUAACACUGUGACAAACAUAAUUUUGGUUUUCCUCUAGAAAAUCAACCCUUUUCCUUAAUUAAUUCUAAAUGGUUAUUUUUUGAAAUGAGAAGUUUCAAAUUUGGUCGUUCUAUCAGAAGUGUAUAACUGUGUUAGUUUCUCAGCAUGUCCUGUUGACCACUUUUCAGAUUCCCGUGCAUUGAGAACAAUGAAACGAGACUGAAUAUCUUUGUUUAUCUUUAUAUUUCUGUGGAAAGAAAUAUAGAUUUAUAGUGGAA